Molecule: messenger RNA, 1926 nt
Organism: Aureobasidium musti
Lineage: Eukaryota; Fungi; Ascomycota; Dothideomycetes; Dothideales; Saccotheciaceae
Source: the annotation of a GenBank genome assembly
AUGUCCUGGCUCUCCUUCAUAAAGAAGCUAUACUCUCUCGACACUCUAGACACACGUUUCACCACAUCGACAAAGACUCCACACAAACUCACAACCGAGGACUCAAUAGCAGAUUCAAAACUUCCUGCCCAACAAACUCUGCAAUCAGGAAAGAAUCAAUCUUUGCCAAGGGCUCAGCCAUCAAAAUGGAACACUCCAGAGUUCUACUUUUACUACCUUUGCUUUCUUACCAUUCCUGUUUUCAUGGUGAAAGCUGUGUAUGAUGUUUCUCAAGGUAGCUAUUCCUCGGUACAUCCAUUUUCUUCCUCUAAUGGCAUUGCAGAAUCUCAUCCCAAUUACUCUCGUUAUUCACAUCUAUUGUCAGACGGCUGGAUCCCUGGCCGCAAAGUGUAUGCUGGUUUUCGUGAUAACAUUCCUUACAUGACACUUCUUUUGAUCUUGCAUCCAUUACUCCGCAAGGCCUACAACUCUUUCUGGCGCAUCGACUCAUAUACCAAGCCUGCUCCUGCUAGCAGCAGAAAUUCUGGACUCACACAGGGCCUGAGCCCUCCUGCUGCUGCAGAUGCCAGGAUGGACUACAGAAUAUCCUUCGAUGUCAUGUUUGCUGUCAUCUUCAUAUUUGCACUACAUGGCUUCUCUGCAUUGAAAGUCCUGCUCAUCUUGUACACCAACUACAAACUGGCCACUCAGCUUCCCAAGGCAUACGUCCCUGCUGCUACCUGGAUAUUCAAUGUCGGGAUCUUAUUUGCAAACGAGUUAUGCCAUGGCUACCCCUUAGCUGAAGUUGCUGCCUUCGUUUUGCCCUCGCAGACUAGUGCCGCGGAAAAGAGCAAUCAGACACCCGGAUGGGCUGGUUGGAUUGACAGCUAUGGUGGAAUCCUGCCUCGCUGGGAGAUCCUUUUCAAUAUCACUGUGCUGCGCCUGAUCAGUUUCAACCUUGAUUAUUAUUGGAGUCUGGGUGCGCCUUCUUCUAUUGAGCUCGAUCCUUCGAAUCUGUCAGAGCGCGACAGAGUUUCUGUAUCUGCUAAGCCAGCAGACUUUAGCUUCCGCAACUAUCUUGCUUACGCCCUCUACUCACCUCUGUACCUUGCAGGACCUAUACUGACAUUUAACGACUACAUCUCGCAAUCGCGUUACCCGCUUGCGUCCAUCAGCACUAAACGCACAUUGAUGUACGGAAUACGCUUUCUUGUCUGCGUGCUUACCAUGGAGUUGUGCUUACACUUCCUGUACGCUGUGGCCAUCAGUAAAGCACAACCAGCCUGGGAGGUCUACACACCCAUGCAGUUGAGUAUGCUUGGCUACUUCAACCUUCACAUCAUCUGGCUGAAGUUGUUGAUUCCUUGGCGGUUCUUCCGAUUGUGGUCACUCGUGGAUGGCAUCGACCCACCUGAAAACAUGGUGCGCUGCAUGAGUGACAACUACUCAGCACUCGCUUUCUGGCGUGGCUGGCACAGGAGUUUCAACCGCUGGAUUGUCAGGUACAUCUACAUUCCUAUUGGUGGCAGUGGACAAGGCAAAGUGCGCGCCAUCGGCAACUUCCUUGCUGUCUUUACUUUCGUCGCACUUUGGCACGAUAUCAACCUCAAGCUACUUAUCUGGGGCUGGCUCAUUACGUUGUUCGUUCUGCCCGAAGUCAUCUGCACACUCCUGUUCCCAGCCAAGAAGUGGAAGGAUAGUCCAGACGUCUACCGCUGGAUCUGUGGUGUUGGUGCUACUGGAAACAUCUUGAUGAUGAUGGCCGCCAAUCUUGUCGGCUUUGCCAUUGGUGUUGAUGGCUUAAAGGCGAUGGUCGGCAACAUCAUAGGAAGCCUCGGUGGUUGGGCAUUCCUGCUCGGUGCUUGUGGCACGCUUUUCGUCGGUGUUCAAGUCAUGUUCGAGGUCCGUGAAAGUGAANAGAGGAAGGGCAUUAACUUGAAGUGUUAA